This is a messenger RNA of Prunus persica (peach), 444 nucleotides long. RefSeq lists its product as uncharacterized. The record is from RefSeq and is a predicted model, not a curated record. The coding region runs from base 1 to 444 and encodes 147 amino acids. The transcript has a single exon. Lineage: Eukaryota; Viridiplantae; Streptophyta; Magnoliopsida; Rosales; Rosaceae.
AUGGCUGGUGGUAGCCGCAGCAUAUUGGUUUUAGUUGCCAUGGUGGUCCUCACAUUGGACCAAACUUCCCUGCAGGUUUCUGCAUUGCUGGGCGGGACGGUUUACGUGAGAUUAACCAACCGACUAGAACCUUCAAACGCCACUGUCACAGUUCAUUGCAAAUCCGGGGACGACGAUCUGGGAGAUCAUCUAGUCGCAUUAGGCGAAACUUAUGAGUUCUCUUUUAAGAACAAUAUCUGGGAUUCGACCCUCUUCUUUUGCAACUUUGAUUGGGUAAGUGCUUCUCUAGGCAAAUCGGUGUCUGGCACCUUUGACAUUUACAAGGCCAGGAGGGAUCAAGAACGGUGCCUUCAUGAUUGCAACUGGUUGAUUCUUGAAACAGGGCUGUAUUCCUAUACCCUAAGGACUAAAAUUUGGGAAAAUCUCUACAGUUGGCCUCAGUGA